AUGCCUCCACCGACAAUGCACUCAAAGCAGCUUAACAUGCCAGUUUGCAAAUAUGAGGUGUUAGAUGGAUCGCCGACUGGCCCACCUGUUUAUUUUGCAACUGUCGGUCAGAUGGUUUAUCAUAAAUGGACAUGCGACACGGAGCACGAAAACACGUUCUGUAUGCUUGUUCACUCUUGUUUCGUUGAUGAUGGAAACGGUCAGAGAGUUCAGCUUUUGAAUGAGAAAGGGUGUGCCCUUGACAAGUAUCUUCUGACCAAUCUUGAGUAUCCCACAGAUUUGAUGGCAGGAAGAGAAGCUCACGUGUACAAAUACGCUGAUCGUGACAAUAUGUAUUUUGAUUGUCAAAUAUCUAUCACUGUCAAAGAACCAGGGCUUGACUAUUGUGAUGUACCAUCAUGCCCGGACCCACCAAGAAGGAGAAGAUCCAACAGUCUGCCAGAACCAAUGGAAAACAAUACAUCCAUAUCUGCACAAGUAGAUUAUGAAGACUCCGAGAUAGUGAGCGAUUACAUCAUUCCAAAUGAUGACAUAAUCUCGCUAAACUGGCUUCAAAGAAACUUUGAUAUGAGAAUUAGCGAACUCUGUAUGACCGCCAUCGGGACCACUGUUCUUGUCUUCCUCAAUGCCUUCUUGUUCAUCGUCUCACUGGUUUCUAUAAUGCAUGUCUGCUGCUUCCGGAGCUCCUCGAAACUUGACAAUACCCAGUCAACUAUGCUAUAA
This is a messenger RNA of Caenorhabditis remanei, 723 nucleotides long. RefSeq lists its product as uncharacterized. The transcript is spliced from 6 exons. NCBI's taxonomy places the organism in Eukaryota, Metazoa, Nematoda, Chromadorea, Rhabditida, Rhabditidae. The coding region runs from base 1 to 723 and encodes 240 amino acids. The record is from RefSeq and is a predicted model, not a curated record.